Molecule: messenger RNA, 1911 nt
Organism: Sphaerodactylus townsendi
Lineage: Eukaryota; Metazoa; Chordata; Lepidosauria; Squamata; Sphaerodactylidae
Gene: AMBN
Product: ameloblastin
Exons: 9
Coding region: 198-1271 (357 amino acids)
Biological process (GO): odontogenesis of dentin-containing tooth
Molecular function (GO): structural constituent of tooth enamel
Source: RefSeq, a predicted model, not a curated record
UUCAAUAAGGUUUAUAUUCUAGACUGAGAGAAGCAAGUUCACAAGUCAUUGCUCUGACACUUUACCUUGAGAAGAUUUCUUCAGUUACCUCAGGAGGUUUUGGGGAAUAUUUUUUUUUCACAAGAGAAGUGAAGGUCCAGGUCCUCAUCAGAAAAAAGUCCUUCAGGCAGUUUUUUGCUCCAGAUAACAUCACAGAUAUGAAACGAUGGAUACUUGUCUCAUGUCUACUGGAAAUAUGCUCUGCUAUGCCGUAUGCUCGGCACUAUACCUAUGCUGAUCCAUUCCACAUUUGGAUGCACAAUUUCCUUCCAUCACAUUCAUCACCACCUUAUUGGGGGAAGCGAAGACUUCAUGAGCAUGAUACUCAACAGUAUGAAUAUACAAUGCCAGUUCACCCUCCUCCUCUGCCAUCACAGCAAACUCCCCUUCAGCAAACAGGAUUGCAGGAGCAAUUUCCCUUCCUACUGACAAACCAAAUUCCAUAUACUACAAGGCAAGUUCAACUUCAACAGUAUGAGAUACAGCCACCAUUUCUACAGCCAGAAGGACAUCAUCCAGUUGUUCCACAACUUUUGCCACAAGACCGGCAAACACAACAGUUACCAUUUCAAGAAUACUCUGGGACACUGGGUCAAACAAUCUACCCAAGUUUUCCUGGAACCCCACAGGAUCCGGUGCAACAGCCACAGCAACGAUCUGUUUAUCCAAAUUUGUUCUACCUGCCUUAUGUAGCAAACCAAGGAGUACCGGGCGCUCCUGCCAGAUUAGGAAUAGUAAGCUCAGAAGAAAUGCAGGGUGGUGGGCUUGGUGCAACAGCCUAUCGAGCCAUGAGCCCAAAUCUCUUCUCCAUGGGUUCUGGAUUUGGAAAUCCACCACAGAACAGACUAGGCCAGCCGGGCGAUUACACUGUCGAAGACGAUCAGCUUGGGAUAACAGAACAGCCUGACAUUGCGGGGGGAGCUAACCCUUCUGGCAAUGGGAAUAACGGUGUCUCUGUCAACGGCAACAACCUUGGAGGGGCUUUGUCCAACAUCAACAGCAACCUGAUGAACCCUGCUGGGCAGAGUAAAGGACCUGCAGGCCUGCCCCAAGCUACCAUCAGCCCACUAGCGACUCAAGGCCUCUCCGACAGCUUCGUGCCUUUUGAGGCUGACACUCCUAUGCCGCUGGAUCCCACCAUGUCCCCUGACGUCUUAUUCACACCCCAGACAGGAUAUGAGGCCGGUCAGCCCCAAAUAGGUCAGGAUGGAUGGCACUUUCAAGAACCCUGAAGAGGCCUCAAGGAAAACGCCACACCUGUGUGUAUCCCUCAGAAAUGUCCCGUGCUUGAUGCGCUGGCUUAGGAGGACUAUUGCUCUUUUGGUGUACGAGCACCAAAGCGUUCCGUGCGCUAUUAUAAAUGUAAGCAGCUUGCAGCAGCAAUGAUGUAACCUUUCUUUUGCGUUUUACAUUUCACAUUUGGAACAGUAUGGGGGGGAGGUGCCAUAUACUGGAGAAAACAUAUAUUAAAAAUAGAUUCUCAACUGGUGUUUUGCUGAGAUUUUGUACCUUUUGUUUAUAAGCUUUUAUUUACAUAUGCUUUAAACCCUUGCAUGACUGCUGCUUUGAGGAAUUAUUAUUUAUGUAAGCUUUGGCUUUAGAGACCAGAAAUGCUCUCAAGGGCCCCUUCCGCACACGCAAAAUAAUGCGUUUUCAAACCACUUUCACAACUGUUUGCAAGUGGAUUUUGCCAUUCCGCACAGCUUCAAAGAGCACUGGAAGCAGUUUGAAAGUGUAUUAUUCGGCAUGUGCGGAAGGAGCCAAGGUUUAUAAGCAGCUUCACUAAACUGGAGUCUCCAACUCUCAUUAGAUGGCUGGGUGCAUUGCAUUGAUUUACUUAGGCAGUGUGCAAUAAACCUUUAUUUAACCAUG